Brassica napus (rape) is the source of this 1591-nucleotide messenger RNA. Its product is annotated as protein ALP1-like. The coding region runs from base 75 to 1409 and encodes 444 amino acids. Lineage: Eukaryota; Viridiplantae; Streptophyta; Magnoliopsida; Brassicales; Brassicaceae. The record is from RefSeq and is a predicted model, not a curated record. The transcript has a single exon.
AUAGUAUUACAAACAGCUCGGUAAUUAAUAAAAAGCCCAAAGCUUUCUCAUCGGAGAAAAGAAGGAGAGUGAAGAUGGAAGAAGCUUUCAUGGCGAUGCUCUCCCACCUCCUCCACCUCCAAAACUCCCUAGACCCAACAAGCACCAUCUUCUCCUCCUCCUCCGCCUCCACCUCUUCACCCUCUCCCACAACCCCUUCCUCCCUCCUCUCAUCCUCCUCCGCCGCGCCUCUCCUCUUCUUCACCCUCGCAUCUCUCCUCUCCUUCCUCUCCGUCGCCAGAUCCUCCUCCUCCUCCCAAUCCCAAUCCCCCUCCCCUCCUCCCCCUCUCCCCGACGGCGACUACUCCGUCGCCUCCUUCCGCGCCCUCGCCAACGACCACAUCUGGGCCCUCGACGCCCCCCUCCGCGACGCUCGCUGGCGCUCCCUGUACGGCCUCUCCUACCCCGUCUUCACCACCGUCGUCGAAAAGCUCCAGCCUUUCAUCGCCGCCUCCAACCUCUCCCUCCCGGCCGACUACGCCGUCGCCAUGGUCCUCUCCCGCCUCGCCCACGGCUGCUCCGCCAAAACCCUAGCUUCCCGCUACUCGCUAGAUCCGUACCUCAUCUCCAAGAUCACCAACAUGGUCACUCGCCUCUUAGCCACCAAGCUCUACCCGGAGUUCAUCAAGAUCCCCGUCGGCAAGCGCCGAUUGAUCGAAACGACGCAAGGGUUCGAGGAGCUAACCUCUCUCCCCAACAUCUGCGGCGCGGUGGACAGCACUCCCGUGAAGCUGAGACGCCGCACGAAGCUAAACCCUAGAAACAUUUACAACAGCAAGUACGGAUACGACGCCGUUUUGCUCCAAGUCGUUGCUGAUCACAAGAAGAUCUUUUGGGACGUCUGCGUGAAAGCGCCAGGCGGGGAAGAGGACUCUUCUCAUUUCAGAGACAGUCUUCUCUACAAGAGGCUUACCUCGGGAGACAUUGUGUGGGAGAAAGUGAUUAACGUGAGAGGUCACCACGUGAGGCCUUACAUUGUUGGAGACUGGUGCUACCCUCUCCUCUCGUUCCUGAUGACGCCGUUUUCGCCUAAUGGUUCUGGCUCGCCGCCGGAGAAUCUGUUCGAUGGGAUGCUGAUGAAAGGGAGGUCGGUGGUUGUGGAAGCGAUUGGGUUGCUUAAGGCUAGGUGGAAGAUUCUUCAGAGUUUGAACGUCGGAGUGAACCAUGCUCCUCAGACUAUUGUGGCUUGCUGCGUGUUGCAUAACUUGUGUCAGAUUGCUAGGGAGCCUGAGCCGGAGUUGUGGAAAGAUCCUGAUGAAGCUGGGUCGCCUGCGAGGGUGCUCGAGAGUGAGAGGCAGUUUUAUUAUUAUGGGCAGAGUUUGAGGCAGGCGUUGGCUGAUGAUUUGCAUCAGAGGCUUUCUUCUAGGUAAAAAAAAAGACAUGACAGUUGUUGUAACUUUUGUCAUUGUUGUUAUCAUGUAAGAACGAAGCAUGUGUUUAGAAUAGCUUUUGUAGAUGAAGGUUUCUUAACCUCUAUUGCCAUUAUCUGGAUCAACAUCACUAUGGAUUAUUGUUGUAUCACAACUUUCCAGGCUUAGUACUCUUUCUUAUU